Messenger RNA from Perognathus longimembris pacificus (Pacific pocket mouse), 3123 nucleotides. RefSeq names its product disintegrin and metalloproteinase domain-containing protein 25-like. Gene Ontology annotation, cellular component: external side of plasma membrane; plasma membrane; sperm head plasma membrane. Gene Ontology annotation, molecular function: metalloendopeptidase activity. Gene Ontology annotation, biological process: proteolysis; male gonad development. The transcript has 3 exons. Lineage: Eukaryota; Metazoa; Chordata; Mammalia; Rodentia; Heteromyidae. The record is from RefSeq and is a predicted model, not a curated record. Bases 1 to 3123 code for a protein of 1040 amino acids.
AUGAGCAGCACUUUCAUGAAGAUCUGGCUGUGGUUAUUACUCUUUUAUUCUGGCUGGCCCGGGGUCAGCUAUGCACAACAUUCCAACCCCCCAGAAGUAGUGAUACCCUUGAAGUUAACUAGCCUUGGGGGAAACAGUAGCCAUCCAUUCUGGUUCUCCUACAGCCUACAUUUUGGGGGCCACAGAUAUAUUGUCCAUAUGAAGAUCAAGAAGUUUUUCAUAUCCAGACACUUCUCUGUGUUUAGCUACACAGACCAGGGAGCUGUCUUUGCAGAUGAACCAUUUGUCCCUAGUAACUGCUAUUACCAUGGUUAUGUGCAAGGAGACCCAGAUUCUCUGGUGGUCCUUAGCACCUGUUUGGGGGGCUUUCAAGGAACACUAAAAAUAAAUAAUAUGCUUUAUGAAAUCAAACCCAAGAGGCUUUCUACCACCUUUGAACAUCUGGUUUAUAAGGUGGAGAGUGAGGAGACACAUUCCCCCACCAUGCGAUGUGCCUUAACAGAAGAAAUAGCACGUCAAUUGAAGUCUCAAGACAGUGAUAAGUUCGUGCAGAGGCAAAGUGAUUAUAAGGGCUGGUGGACCCAUAGAAAUUUCCUUGAACUUGUAUUAGUUGUGGACAAUCAACGAUUCAUUCAUCGAGGAAGUAAUACCUCAAAUGUGAUACAGGAAGUAUUCACCAUUAUGAAUGAAGUGAAUUCCCUGUUAUUUUCACUAGAUGUUGAUGCUGUUUUACUUGGACUUGAGAUCUGGAAUAAAAACAAUUUUGUGUCAAGAAAGGAAAUACAUGAUCUCCUGUUAGACUUUUGCCUUUGGAAAAGAAAGAGUCUCGACUCUCGGAUAAAAAAUGAUAUUGUACAUCUUUUCAUACAACAGUAUUUUGGUAUCACUGUAGGCUUGGCAUAUGUUGGAACUGUAUGUAAUGCGAAUUAUAAUUGUGGAGUUGACCAGGUCGUGGGGGAGGAUUUGCAUCGCAUUGGACAUAUAGUGGCACAUGAGAUAGGUCAUAACUUUGGUAUGGAACACGAUGAUAAAGAUGUGUGUAUAUGUGGAAUGAAGAACUGCAUAAUGGCACCAAUAGAAAAUGAAUCCACACAAUUCAGCAACUGCAGUUAUUCUGCUCUGAUGAAAACGACUAGCAGUACAAAUUGUAUGCGCAUGCCACCAAACCCAUUGCACAUAUACAAAAAUGAGCUCUGUGGGAAUAGUGUGAUUGAUGCUGGAGAGCAGUGUGACUGUGGAUCCCUGAAAAGAUGUGCAGAUGACGCAUGCUGCCUAGCAAACUGCACUCUGAAAUCUGGGGCCGCAUGUGCUUCUGGGCUCUGUUGCAAAGAUUGUCACAUCAUGCCUUCAGGCACCAUGUGCAGAGCAAAGCAAAAUGAAUGUGAUCUCCCAGAAUGGUGUAACGGGAUUUCACAACAGUGUCCAGAAGAUGUGUUUUUGCUGGGUGGCACUCCUUGCCUCAGCACUGGCCUCUGCUAUCAAAAGAGAUGUAAUAACCGAGAUGAACAAUGUCGGCAGAUUUUUGGUGAACAAGCCAGAAAUGCACAAGAGAAAUGCUACAUGGAAGUGAACACCCGAGGUGACCGUUUUGGAAACUGUGGUUUAACUAGCAAUGAUUACAUCAAGUGCCCUAUCUCAGAUAGCCUCUGUGGGAGACUUCAGUGUGAGAAUAUCUCACAGAUCCCAUCUUUGGAAGACCACUCUAAUGUUCAUUGGACUCACUUCAAUGAGGUCACCUGCUGGGGUACUGACUACCAUUGGGGGAUGACCAAACAGGACACUGGUUAUGUGAAAGAUGGCACUGAGUGUGGUCUAAUGCAUAUGUGCCACAACAAGAGGUGUACCAUUAAGCCAUUUUGGUCAACUGUCUGUUCAUCACGAAAGUGCAAUAUGAAAGGUGUCUGCAAUAAUAAACAUCACUGCCAUUGCAAUAUGGGAUGGGGCCCACCAAACUGCUUGAUACAGGGCUUUGGAGGGAGUAUUGAUAGCGGCCCACCUCCCAGGGGACACAUUAAGUUUGUAGAAGAAAAAGUGCCUAUGAUGGCUGAGGGUGAGGGCCUGGAGCCUAUGAGAAGCACUGUUCGGCAACUCUGGCUGGCAGUGUUAACUCUGCCUUUCUGCUUGGCCCAGGAUUGGGCAAGCUCAACACCACCACCACCACCCCCAGAAGUGCUGAUAGCCAGGAAGAUAAAUGACAACUGGGGAGGCCUUAGGUCCCCAGCAUGGCUCUCCUACAGCCUACACUUUGGGAAUAAGAGACAUAUUGUCCACAUUAAAGCUAAGCAAUUUUUGGUGUCUGCGCCCUUCUCUGUGUUCACCUACACAGAGCAGGGAGCUCUCCUUGAGGAUCAACCAUUUGUCCAGAAUGACUGCUACUACCAGGGCUAUGUGGAAGGGGACCCAGAAUCCCUGAGAAAUAGCCUUAAUGUUCGCAUAAAAUCUGAUGUUGGACAUCUUUUAAUACAACAAAAAUUUGAUGGAAAUCUUGGCAAGGCAUAUAUUCGGACUGUAUACAAUUCAGUCUUUAAUUGUGGAGUUAAUCGUAUCCUAGGGGAGAAUUUGUAUCAUGUUGGACAUAGUGUGGCACAUGAGAUUGGUCAUAAUUUGGGCAUGUUUCAUGAUAAACCUGGAUGUACCUGUGGAUUGAAAUUAUGCAUCAUGGCUCCAGAAGACAAUUUUUCCAAAACAUUCAGCAACUGCAGCUAUGCUAAAUUUAUAGAGACUAUUGCAAAGACGGAUUGUAUGCGCUUGCCACCUAGCCCGUUACACACAUAUAAAUAUGAGUUCUGUGGGGAUGGUGUGAUUGAUGAUGGCGAGGAAUGUGACUGUGGAUCCCUGAAAUUGUGCGAACAAGAACCAUGUUGUCUGGCAAACUGCACUCUGAAAUCUGGGGCUGAAUGUGCUUCUGGGCUCUGUUGUGAAGAUGGUCACAUCAUGCCUUCAGGCACCGUGUGCAGAGAAAAGGAAAAUGCCUGUGAUCUUCCAGAACGGUGUAUCAGGACCUCACAACAGGGUCCAGAAGAUAUGUAUUUGGUGGAUGGGUCCGCUUGCACUGGUACUAGCUAUUGUUAUGAAAACAAGUGUAAUAACCGGGAUGAACAGUGCCAGAAGAUUUUUUGGUGA